AUGGCGGAGAAACAGUGCGACGGGCUCGACAAGCCGGCCGCCGUACAACAGUGCCGGGCUCCGGUGCCGUGCAGUGUCAAACCGUCGGCGGCGGCCACGUACCGGUGGAAGACGUCGCCGUGGUCGGCGUGUUCGGCGUCCUGCGGCCCGGGCGUCCAGAACAGGCGGGUGAGCUGCCGGCUGCACCACGGCGGCGGCGGAAAGGAAUCGUCGCUGCGGAACAACAAGGACACGGUGGCAGAGGACGCGCGGUGCCAGGUCGCGGUGGGCCGGACGCCGGCCACGCAGAGGGCGUGCGUACACCAGCCGCCGUGCGCUUCGGUGACGUCGGUGGCCGCGGUCGCGUCCGCCGACGAAGCGACCGACUACGGCUGGUUGCCGGACGACUGGCGCGACUGUUCGCACACGUGCGGCAAGAAGGGCCGGCAGGUGAGGCGCGUGUUCUGCUACCAGAAGAGGUCCGGCAAAAUAGUGCACCGCCGCCAAUGCGACCGGGCCACCCGGCCGCCCAGAAAACGCAAGUGCAACCAGCGCCGGUGCGUCGGCCACGGGUCGUGCGCCGAAAUCCUUCAGAAACAGCCGGCGGCCGCCGACAAGGAGUACGUGCUCAACAUUCUCGACCGCGACGUGUCCGUCUACUGCCACGGCAUGCGGUCCGGCAAACCGACCGAGUACCUGACGCUACCCAGGGACAACGAAAAUUAUUCCGAAAUCUACGAUCAGAGGUAUUUCGUGUUAGUCUUGGUCAACCGGAUUUCCCUCCCCCCCCCCGUUUUAUUGCCUAGACUUUUGCCCGUUUGAUGUUUCGCGUUUUCCAAUACAUACGCUAACGACUUUUUUUUUACGACGCGCCUAAAAAGAAGCGGCGGGUUGUCUGACCCCGGAUGAAACGUUUUUCGAAAUACCGAACGCUAUUAAAUUUCACACAUUUCAAAGACAUAUGAAAACGGCGAAAAAAAAAAACACUCGACACGCGACACGCGACGGGGAUACGUUGUUUUUUAUUGCGAUCGGUUCCCGCGUUACAUCGGCUGCAACGCGGAUCACGAGCUCGCCCUGCGUCCUGUUUGUCUACUUUGGAAACUUCCCCGCUACAAAACAGUGGCACGAAGCUCUCGCGUCCGGAAUCCCGCUCGCCUUACUCGCCCGCCAAACUCUCCCGGCGCCGCUCUCGACCGCCCAUGCAGCGGCGGAUCCAAGGGGGACCCAAGAGCCUCGACCCCCUUUCCCCCCAGACCACAGACUAUACGUACAUUUUCACUCCCACGGACAAUCGAUUGUUUAACGCGUGGACAAUACAAUAUUUUCAAGGGAAAAAAGUCCACGGUUCACCGGUGCUUACAGAUAUAAAUUGAAUAACCUCUUAUGUGCCCCAGCCUCUCAACUUCUCACCCACAACAGUGUCAGCUCUUUUUUUUUUUUUUUUUUUAAUAAUGAUUUUUUCAAGAUGCCCGUUUUCAAAAUGCAAUUCCCGACCUGUCCCGCGCCCGCGUUCCGUUAUGACGCCGAAACAAAAAUAUGUUGGAAAAAAAAAAUGUUAUCGUUUUCAUUUUUCCAGGCUGAAAGACCCGGCCACGUGCCCGUUCAACGGGGAACGCCGUCAGAACUGCCCGUGCGACAACGUGCCGGUACCGUCGUCCGGACUGACCGUGUUCCAAAAGAUCCGCCUGAACGUCACCUCGAUGAGGGUUGACAGUGAGUGAACAAUUACCACACGACAAUAAUAAUGAUGUUGCGUUUAUUCUAAUAUGAUUACAACGCGAUCGCGGAAAUUUCGCGAUUUCGAUCCGCGAGGGAUGGUCGAACGUACCGUAGUAAAACACUCAUUAGCUCGGAGAGUGUUGGCUUUUUUUUUUUUUAGUAAUUCUAAAAUGUUACGUUACUCUUUUGUUUUUGUCGCCGUUAUACUAAGGGGUGAAACCGCCUGCUACUUUUUAAAAAAUUCUGUAAAUAGAUCGUGGAGUACAUACGUAAAUGCAUUUUUAAAUUUCUGAUUUCCGUCGACCCGUUCGACGGGACACUCCGCUUUUGAAUUUGAGCAGGGGUACGCUACCACAAAUGUAUUGUUUCAUUAUAGCACGUUUUGACUUCUCUCGUGCGUGUAGACAAUCGCGGAAUCUUCGGAAUCGAUAAUACACUGACGGGAUCGAGGAGGUGGGGGGAGAGUUUAAGAGGUAAUAACCUCCCCCCCCCCCCCAUUCCCUUACUCCCGAAUUUUUUCCUUUCGCGCAAAUUGUAUUUAAUCGAUUUCCACGAUGCCCAACAUUGGUUCUACAAUAACCGUUUGAAGCGUCCAACUCGUAGGAAAAAAAAAAAAUAGAAAGAAAAAUGCUACCGGUAGCGGGAUCGUCGGCGGUAAAAAUAUGAAUAAUAAUAAUUGAUCUCGUUGAUUUGCAGCCAAAGACUACACGUUCACCAAACAGAUCAAAGGCAAACCGGUGCCGUUCGGCGAGGCGGGCGAUUGUUACAGCAACUCGAAAAGCGGUUGUCCGCAGGGCAGGUUUAGCAUCGACCUGACGAAAACCGGCAUGCGUGUAUCGUACGGCACCACCUGGGUGGGAAAAGGGUCCGACGCGUCGUUCUGGGUGAACAAGAUAAACGUAAAUAUUAUAUUACCCAUGUUAUAUUAUCAUCACGACAAUAACAAACCGAAACAUUAUUAUCGUCGGAUAAAAUCUUUCUUUUUUUUUUCCGAAAUUCCUCGGGCUCCGCGGGCAUUCCUCGCGCUGCCAUACAACAAUGCGUUUACACGACCACGCCCCCCCCUCCCUACCCCUUUCCCGUUUACCUACUCGUGUUUCACGAGUUUUUUCCCCGAACGACUGCGCUGCAACCGUAUCCCGUUUCGGAAUUUAAUGUUAUUAUUGUAUUUUUUUUUUUUUAAUAUGUAUACAGGCUGUUACAAACGGAGAUCCGGAUAUCUGAAUUAGCUUUUGUUCCGUUUCGAUAUGUUGGACGUUUUUUUCUGCUCGUGACAAUUGCCGUACAACCGCGCGCUUCGAUUAUUGUACAUUAUUAAGUAUAGGUUUUUCAGGAAAAAAAUAUUUACAAAAAUCCAAGACGGCCAAUUUAUAAAUGCACAAAUUUCAAACAAAACUAUCGGUUUUACAAGUAUUUACAUAUGACGGAAUGGUUAAUUUGUCUACAAUUUUUCGAAGUUUACUAUAAUUAAAAUUGUUUCCAUUGUCACUGCUAACUGAUAUCAAUCGGUUCACCAAUAUGUCCGUGAAAUAUAAUUGUAUUAAUGAUUGUUUUCGAGAAACCGUAGGAACUAACGGUGAGUUAGUAAAUAUAUAUAACACAGACACUUUUUCAAAAUACAUUUAUGAAAAAGGCCUCUAAAAUCCCGAAAAAUCUUAAACGGAACAAAAGUUAGUGUCAGGUCUUAGCGCAACACUCUGUAUAUUACAUCGAAACGAAGCGCGAAACAAUAAUAUAGGCAGCCCCAAAACGCUUUUUUUUAUUACUUCAAAAUAUUUCAACAAAACCAGUCGGUUUAUCGUGUGUAAACUAUAUACACAUAUAAAACCUAACCUUGCUUUUGUCCAACGCUGUAGUAAUUCGGGAUGCCGUUAAAAUUCGUUCUUGACCUUUUAGUUUUGGACGGUCCUCCCCGAUUUUCACAUUCCUUGCACAUUCCUUCGGGUGCGUCAGAAAUCGUAGACAAAAUAUCAUAGUUAAAAUUAUAUCAAAACAAACGAAAAAUGUAUAUUAUGUUCUUUACCGAUCGAUAACCAGUAGUCACGAUCGUUUCCUUUAUGAACCCCGGUACCGUUUUAGCGGAUUUUUUUUUUUUUUAUUAGAAUUAGUCUCUUCGCCAACGACAACGGGUUGUGUCAAGUUCCGAAAAAAUCCGCCGAAACGGCGCUGGGAGUCAGUAAUGAGGAAAACAAUAACCGCGCGCCCCCCAGUUGAUUUUUCUGUACAGUGCCUCGCGCGCCGCCUUUCGUUUCCAGUCAUCCUGUAGAUCUUAGUCCGCGAUUAAAAUUCGAUCUUUAACCCGAGUAUACGGAUUUUUACAGGAAAACUUAAAAAUAACCGGCAGAUGCGGCGGAUACUGCGGCUCUUGUGUGCCCGAUCAAGGGUUAACGCUGGAAGUGGCGACACCGUGAAAAAAAAAAAAUUGAUCGCAUUACGAACGGCGGCCGGGCAAUCUCAUCAGCAUCACACGCCCGACACGACCGCCCGACGAUCAUCCAACACCAUUAGUCAUAAUAUAGCACCACCGAGGAUUCCGAUUUUAGGAUCGAAUUUAUUAUAAAAAAAAAAAAAGAAAAAAAAAAAACGUAUAAAUUCCACCGUUAUUCUAUAAUAUUAUAUGUCCGUCUAAUUCGAACCGUGCGAAAUUCUACCGUUGUACGGCGGAUUUUACCGCCAUAGAAAUCCAAAACGCUGGCACCUCCGUUAUUUUGCUUAAGUUAAAAACAACGUUCGGCAGUUUCGGAGGACGGAAUGUUCGCCCAACCGGUUUUGUCUGGAAUCGGUUUGAAGAAUUGAAUUGUUAAUCACUCGCGAAAACGUAUGAAUUAAAAACCGACACCCCCCCACCAUUUUUUUUUAGCCUCGAUUACACAAUUUCCAAAUGCAACGUCUCCCUGCUUGGUGGCCAGUGUCGAAAAAUACGCCGUCGCUUUAGACGUUAUACAGUGCACGGCAUGCAAACGCAUUGCGAAUUCUGCGCAUCGCAUCAUUCAAGAGUUUAACUCGACGUUUAACCCUUGGAUCCCGUCACCCGCUCUCCGGUAUUGUGACAGUUUUUUUUUCGUUUUUUUUUUCGUUUUCUUCCAGCAAACGCGUAUCGCGUCGGACGGAGACCGCGAUCGUCUCCCGCGGGUUCGGACGACGAUAACCGUUUAUUUUUUUUUUCACCCGAUUUUAGACGUCCGCGUGCCGGGGAUGUUUAGCCGUCCGUUGAACGCGGACAAAAUGAAUGCGUUUAGGGCGACGUACGCGGCCCACCGCCGGCGCGUAAACCGCCGUGAUACCAACAGCUGAAAAAACGGUUCAAUCGUCGCGAUUCGUCCGCACCGAUCGGCAGUGCCGGGGCGGUCGUCGCGGAAACCGCCGUACUGGACGUCGCAUAUGUGGACGUCUGUUGGAACGGGGGAAAUUCGAUUCGACGUAAUACCGUUCGUCCCGUGAACGGUACGCGCAAUAAGGACUUUUGCGGAGAAAAAAAAAAACCGCGUACCAUCUGCGGGUAAACCCGUGACGUCGUUUAACAGGGGAAUCGACAUUUUUCGACGUUCGGUUUUUGUUGUAGAAAAAAAAAAAAAAAAACGUUUUAUUCCGUACCUGCAAAAUAUCGUUCCGUUCUAUGAACGUUCGUGUUUACGCCGCGCGCCGCGUCAAUAAUAACAACGGUAGGAUUUCGCUGGUCCGUCCGUGUAACACACCCGCACGUACGACACCCAGACGUUGACUUGUUCUUAUUAUUAUUACAAUAUCGUUAAGUACUUAGGUGUAUUUUUUUUUUUUUUUUUAAACUGCUGUCCCACGUACUUACUGCCAUCGUCAUAUAGCCGCGUUAAUGUUUUUUUUUUUUUUUUUUUAAUUUUUUCCGAUUUUUACGACGUCCGUCGCGCGUACGGUCACGGCGUAAAAAAAUAUUGCGUAUUCGUAAUAUUCUUGUCGGGGGAAAAAUAUUGGUGUACAUUACACCGUUUUCGCGAACACUAUAAAUAUGAUUAAUAAUCACCGCUGUUUUAAGUAUGAUCGAGAAAUUCGCUACGGCACGAACCGGUCCGCGACACCGCUACACUGGGUCGGUUUUGCGCGCCAGGUCGCGAUCGAUUAUCGGCCACGGACGGCCGCGCAAACAAAACCGAUUCGGUUCGCCAACCCGGACCCCGGUCCCGACGCCCACAUCCCACCUACCCCCACACAUCCCCCCCCAUCCCCACCCCCGUCUCGCGUCGCGAUCAACUCGAUUUCCUUAUCGGCUAUUCGGUACCGUAAUGGCCGUACGUACGUCCGCUAUUGCGCGGCGUGCAGUGGGUAAACCAACCGCGGCCGGAAAACAUCCGCGUCGGUAAAACGCACGCGGCUCCGGUCACUCGGACGUUGGACGGUAAAACGUGCGAAUUGUUAUUAUGUUCGUGGGCGCAAAAACGUUACGAGACAACACGACAAAUCGAAAUCGGGGGAAAAAGACUGUUCGUGACCGGUG
Molecule: messenger RNA, 6169 nt
Organism: Cinara cedri
Lineage: Eukaryota; Metazoa; Arthropoda; Insecta; Hemiptera; Aphididae
Source: the annotation of a GenBank genome assembly